Anastrepha ludens (Mexican fruit fly) is the source of this 4332-nucleotide messenger RNA. RefSeq lists its product as uncharacterized. Lineage: Eukaryota; Metazoa; Arthropoda; Insecta; Diptera; Tephritidae. Gene Ontology annotation, biological process: mitotic cell cycle. The transcript has 9 exons. The record is from RefSeq and is a predicted model, not a curated record. The coding region runs from base 177 to 4178 and encodes 1333 amino acids.
CCACAUUCCAUUUAAGGCGUUUGUCAGUUUUUAAAUUUGUCAAGCGAAUAUUACUGGUGCAUUCAAAAUCCAAUUAAUUUGUAAAAUUCUAAGCUGGCUGCCAUAAAUCAUAUAUUGUAUUAAAAAACACCGAAAUACGCCGUGACUAGCGCCUGUGGGCGUAUAGUUUAUUUAUCAUGGACAAAUUUGUAACCAGAGCGCCAACAUGGCAAACACUAACAUAUACAACUGCACUUGAUAGAUCGCGAAAAAAUAUCCUGCUGAAGAAUGUUAUUGUAAAAAAGAAGCCUUUACAAGAAAGCCAACUAAAGCAGUCCUCGGUGGAGGUAAUGUCGCCUCAGCGAAACAAGCGUCGAUUAAGUAUUCGGGAUGAACAAUUAUUGAAAAUUUUUGCAAGCCGACCUGACCAACCUUUGGUACCACCGAACGAGGACAGUGGACUAAGCAGUUCAUCCCAAGGCUCUGUAGAAAAUUUCAACGAUGUUGCACAUGGAGCAACUGAUGAGAAUCAAACAUGGCCUGUGAAAACAAGUAACUUGUGUGAAUUGAGAGACUAUGUGGGCAGCGCCGAUACUACGCGUUCACAGCAAAAUCUCUUCAUUUCCCAAACGCCACCAGUAACUUUAGAUGAAGUUGUAUUUGAUGUCACCCAAAAUAACCCUGUAGCUAUUACUUCUGGAACCGCUAUCAACCCCAACACUGAAAGAAAUAUAAAAUAUCAAGCCAACUGUAAUAACAACGAAGGAAGUCUUGCCGAGGAGACUGCUGCAACUGCAACCUCUAACCAGCAUCCACAAAUGGCGCGCAUACAACGUGAUCUGAAUAGUCCGUCUGCCAACGCACGUGUGCGAGCGAUCAGGGCGUUAAAAAAUCCAACAAAAUCUACUUACACCAAUUUUGAUGUACCCUACGAAGAACAAAAUAUUAUUAGUGUGGCAGAGCGUCAACCACCUCCACCGCUUUCUAUAGAGGAACUCAUGCGCGACAUUGUUGUAUAUGUGGAAGUACGCACCGGUGAAGAUAAUCGUUCUGAAGGUGUGAAGAAAGUGAUUUCACAACUAGGUGCACGCGUAAAUGACAAAUUAUUACGAGGUACAACACAUGUGAUAUUUAAAGACGGUCUAUUGUCCACAUACAAAAAAGCGAAGAACUGGAAUAUACCAGUUGUUUCAAUUUUAUGGGUUGAAGCUUGCAAAAAUAAGCGAACGAUUUGUGAUCCCAACGAGUUUCCCAUAUCCAAUAUAGAUCGCUAUGAAAACCCCGAGUUAUACGAAAAGAUGAAGCGUCACAAGUCCAUGCAACCGGACUCAGAGUGCAAUAAACGUGUUCGUCUGAAACAGGGUACACCAAAAGACAACACCCCCAAGACUGUAGCGGAAUCGCUUACCAAAACUUCAUCAGAUUUUAAUACGCCAAAAUCGAGUAGAAAACAGACUGAUAUAAGUCAAUACUUCAGAAAACUAGCUAGUUUUAAUAGCACACCUAUAGCUGAUAAUAACGUUUUACCUGCGUCAACAACAUCGAUAACGAAAGUUCAAGAUGUGGCCGAGUCACCCGCUACCCAGCUGUUGAAUCGAAUUGAGAGCAACUCGUUUACGCCCCUUCAACCUAGACAAUUCCAAUUCGAUACAAAAUCAACAACUUUAUCGAUGGCAAUGUCACUCAAGACCUCAAAAAGUGGCAAUCUGUCCGAACACACUAUUAUAUCAACCGAGUCAAAGAAAUGUGUGCAUUCCCCAUCUCCUUCACCUAGUCAGCGGAUAGCUAGAAAGACGAAUCCUAAUUUGGCGUCACCGAAAAAACGUGUUUUACGCCGGCGUUCCAGUAUACAAAUGCCUAUAGCACGGAGUAAAAGUGAUUACUCACUGCAAGUGACUGAAACGGUUACGCCUGGUCGAGUUACACGUCGGCGAAGCUCAAUACAUACCACCGUUAAUAUGAGCCUCAGUACACUUGUACCAAAUACGCCUGAUCUAGUGUCGAAUGCCAAUCAAACCACAUUUAGUGCAAUUCCCGAGGAGAAUGGAGGAAAUACUUCAAAGGCAAGUGCAAACAAAGCUGCUGCUCGUGCGCGCAAUAUGAAAAGUCCAAAAGAAGACUUCGUUACUAGAAGUCGUAUAACAAGACGACGCACAUUAUACACAAACAAAACACCGGAAAUGUCGCCUAAGAAGAAAGAAAAAACAACAAGACGUCGCACUCUAUAUACACCGAAGCCCAUAGAGGAAUGUUCAUUGGCUCAAAUAAAUGAAACACCACAAGUUCUUGACGAAAAUUUACUAAAGUUUGCACUAACACCCACAACACUAAUAGACAAGAGUAAAGAAAGCUUACAAGAGAAUGAAAAGAAGAAAGAAAAUGGAGUUGGUGCAUUAAUUGAAGAGCAUUCGGCCGCAGUGGUAUUCAGCUCAACUCGAUUGCCCAGUGCCAAUCGACGGCGUACACUCUUCGACGUUUCAAUGGACAUAAUUCAACAACGUCUACACAAUAUAAAUAACUCCGCAAGGCGAGUAAUGGCCCAAGAGUUGGCUUGCGUCGAAAAGAGUCCAAGCAUAUUUCCACCUACAAUAAAUACAAAUGCUACAACGUCUACAACGAAAGCCGCCAUCGAGUUUGAUGACGAAAUUGAUAAGAAAGUAGUAGCUGCAACAGAUACAACACCUGCUUCGACGCACACAAUUUCUCCCCGUAAGACUGUUAAGAAACGUAAAUUAUUCGUACCCAACGAUACCUCGCUCAUUUUGACUGCCACGCCUCCGACAUCUGCAAAGAAGAGUACCACUGAAUCAAACUCAAAACGCAGACGUACCAUGACACCAAAUGUAAUCGAAAAGCGAUCAAUACAAAAACCGCGCAGCAGUAUUGCCGUGAAUGGCGGCAGCUCACAUUCAGAUAUGAUAAUUAAACCCUCAUCGCCGCUACCGAUUACGAAUGUAACAAAAAGUGAAGUACAGUUAGUGCCCACGCUAACGAAUGAUUUGGCAAAAAAUGAAAAGGAGCCAAUAUUAAAAGGGUCGUGUCCACAGUUGGAAAGAAAUGCAUCCACAAUAAAUUGUAAAGGGAACGAGCAACUUCCAAGCGUAACCGAAAAAUGUGAUGUUGUUCCAGAAGUAGCACAGAAAUCUCUAUUAAUAAAAGAUGCAGAAGUUGCAACGUCAACAACGCAAACUAAUGCCACCACAAUAAGUACAAUACUGCCGAAAUCAAACGGAUCAUUUAUGAGCUUAAUUUCAAGUAAAACUUCCGAUACUGUAGUAAACAAACAAUUGCAACAUGACAUAGAAGUUGAUGAAAAUAUCGCUGUAAAUACGCCCUCCGAUUCUGUGAUAUUAUCACAACCAACUGCUGCGCCUUCAACUACACUUGUUGAUAAUGCAAAUUUACUAACAACGACCCAGUCUCAAUCUCAACCGAAAGUCGUGACAAAGUCUCAAAUGAGUGCAAUGCCAUGCGAAGCGAAAAGUGCAGCGGCGGUGGUGGUUGCAGCGGCGGCGAGUGUUGCUAGCACACAACUGACCAAAAGCGCUUCUGGCGGCAAUAAAAAAUUGCCAUAUAUUGUGUGCACCAACAUGCACCGGGAACAAGUCAAAGUGAUACGUGAGGCAAUUGCUACGCUUGGUGGCCUGCAACUAAAUCACUGUGUCAACGACGACACGACGCACGUGAUUAGUUACGAACCGCGUCGUACGUUGAACUUACUGCGCGGUCUAAUACGCGGCCUCUGGAUCUUGGAUUACAAAUGGGUAAUAGAUUCGCUAAAGGCCGGCAGUUGGCUAAAUGAGGAAGAAUAUGAGUUGAGGGUGUUUUCACGUGCCGUUGAGAUUUGUCGUACUGAACGUCAGGCUUUUGGCAAUACAUACAAAUGCGAACUCUUUACGGACUUAGGUGCAUUUUACAUAUCAUCGCGUUGUGGUCCCAUUUCGAAGGACAAUCUGAAGGAGUUAAUUGUAUUGUGCGGCGGCAAAAUGGUUGAUCAUCGCAAACGUGCAAAAUAUAUAAUCGGUGGUGCGCACGGAGCGCUCGAAGGUAAAGUCUACGUAAACCCAUUCUGGGUAUUGGAUAGCAUUACGCACAUGCAAGUGAUGCGUCAGCAAAAGUACGCCUAUGCUUCGAACCCGAUUGCAAAGCCGCCAACACCGUUGCCGCAAACGAAUGCUGAGGCAGUUGUUUCAACUUAGUUUUAUUAUUUCUAGUAACGCAUUAUUGAAUGAAGUUAGAUAUUGGUUAGGUAUAACAUACAGCUUUUUUUGGAUUUUGACACAUGAAAGCCUUCUUAUUAUUGAUUUGUAGUACAUAAUAUUUUAGUGAACAAUAUAUAUGUAUCUAAAUAAA